GUGCGCACUGCGUGGCUGCGAGAUCAACUAGGAGAGACCGGAGCGGUGAUACGGAGCUGUACUGGUGUUUAGGGUUUUUGGUAAUCCGCGGGUGUGAGAGAAGUCGGGAGAACUCCCGGCGGCGACCGGACUAAGUUCCACAGCGGCUGGGGCAGCAGCGGAAGGCCGGGCGCGGCAUGUCCUGGGUGCCGCGGUGCUGGCAGUGAACGCGCGGCCGGCGAGAUGGGCCGGCGCCGGGCGCAGGAGCUUUACCGGGCUCCGUUCCCGUUGUACGCGCUUCAGGUCGACCCUAGCGCAGGGCUGCUCAUCGCUGCGGGCGGAGGAGGUGCCGCCAAGACAGGCAUAAAGAAUGGCGUGCACUUUCUGCAGCUAGAGCAGAUUAAUGGGCUCCUGAGCGCCUCCUUGUUGCACUCCCAUGACACAGAGACGCGAGCUACCAUGAACUUGGCACUGGCUGGUAACAUCCUUGCUGCAGGGCAGGAUGCCCAUUGCCAGCUUCUGCGCUUCCGGGUCCAUCAGCAGAAGGGCAACAACAAGGCAGAGAAGGCAGGUUCCAAGGAGCAGGGGCCUCGACAAAGGAAAGGGCCUGCCACAGCAGAGAAGUCUGGAGCUGAAACCCAGCGCGAGGGGGUAGAACUCGGGGUAGAGAAUUUGCAGGCAGUACAGACAGACUUUGGCUCUGAUCCACUGCAGAAAGUUGUGUGCUUCAACUGUGAUAAUACCCUGCUUGCCACUGGAGGAACAGAUGGCUACGUUCGUAUCUGGAAGGUGCCCAGUCUGGAGAAAGUUCUGGAGUUUAAAGCCCAUGAAGGGGAGAUUGCAGACCUGGCCGUGGGGCCUAAUGGCAAGUUGGUAACUGUGGGCUGGGACAGGAAGGCCUGCGUGUGGCAGAAGGAUCAACUAGUGAUGCAGCUGCAUUGGCAAGAGAAUGGACCCACCUUUCCUAACACUCCUUACCGCUACCAGGCCUGCAGGUUUGGGCAAGUUCCAGACCACCCUGCUGGGCUGCGACUCUUCACAGUACAGAUUCCCCACCAACGCCUGCGCCAGCCCCCACCUUGCUACCUCACAGCCUGGGAUGGCUCUACCUUCUUACCCCUUCGGACCAAGCCCUGUGGUCAUGAAGUCAUCUCCUGCCUCAACGUCAGUGAAUCGGGCACCUUCCUAGGCCUGGGCACGGUCACUGGCUCUGUUGCCAUCUACAUAGCUUUCUCUCUCCAGUGCCUCUACUAUGUGAGGGAGGCCCAUGGCAUUGUGGUGACAGAUGUGGCCUUUCUACCUGAGAAGGGUCGUGGUCCAGAGCUCCUUGGGUCCCAUGAAACUGCCCUGUUCUCUGUGGCCGUGGAUAGUCGCUGCCAGCUACACCUACUGCCCUCACGGCGGAGUGUUCCUGUGUGGCUGCUGCUCCUACUGUGUGUUGGGCUUAUUGUUGUGACCAUCCUGCUGCUCCAGAGUGCCUUUCCAGGUUUUCUUUAGCCUCCCUGGGAAUCAGAGGCCUGGACACUGCCACCCUGUAGAGCAGAGUGGAGGCCUGGACCCCCAUUGCUCUCUUCAUUUGGAGCUGCCUCUGAUGAGACAGAUGGGUACUGCCUGCCCUUCCCAGUUAAAGCUUGGCUGUGGCUCUGCGUGAUUCUGAGUCUGGGAACUCUGCAUUCAUCAUCUGUGGACCCACCCAGAACAGUGAUAUCUGAAGUCCCAGCCAUACUUCUUGCUUCCUUCCCUCUGCCUACCAGAAGCUCCAGAGUUGAGCUUGUCUUGUCUCCAGAAACCUGGGAAGAUUCCCAGAAGCCUGGAGGUUCUGUUGUUCUUCCUGCAGAAACGGUUUCUCUUCCUCCUCUCACAGCCAUGUGGCCAGUUUUUCAUAUGAAGCCCUUGGCAUUGGCUGGGUUAGGAAAUGACCUGGUACUUGCUAUUAGGGCAAGAAGGGGCAAAAGGAAGACUCAAGUAGUAAUCUGUGGGGUCAGGAGGGUAGCACCAAGCCAGCAAGGAAAAUAUGCAAUAAGUUUCUGGAGAGCCUACCCCAGCCUUGAAGAAAGGGAAAAUUAACCUCGGGCCAUUAGGCAAGAAAAGUUGAUAUUUAAUAAACAAGGGAAGACUGAACUGAGA
Molecule: messenger RNA, 2106 nt
Organism: Nycticebus coucang (slow loris)
Lineage: Eukaryota; Metazoa; Chordata; Mammalia; Primates; Lorisidae
Gene: PREB
Product: prolactin regulatory element binding
Exons: 9
Coding region: 223-1476 (417 amino acids)
Biological process (GO): protein secretion
Cellular component (GO): endoplasmic reticulum membrane
Molecular function (GO): GTPase activator activity; protein binding; guanyl-nucleotide exchange factor activity
Source: RefSeq, a predicted model, not a curated record